AUGUUUGGGUUCGGAAGUCGCAUCCACGAGUCAGAGUAUGUGAGCGAUGCCGGUCUGGCUAACCUCCGUCUCUACAAGUACGGCUGCGUCGACAAGUCGCCCGUCACCAAAUACGUCCUCAGUCAUUACUGGAACUGGGCCGUCACCCUCUUCCCCAUGUGGAUGGCCCCCAACUUGAUUACGCUGAUCGGCUUUGGAUUCGUGGUCUCGAACUUGUUCGUCGUCAUGUACUUUGUCCCUGAUCUGUACUCCCCCGGCCCUACCUGGGUCUACUUCAGCUGCUCCAUUGGAUUGUGGUUGUACUCGACUUUUGACAAUGUUGAUGGAAAGCAGGCUCGUCGCACUGGAACCUCGUCGCCCUUGGGAGAGUUGUUUGAUCACGGAUGUGACGCCUUGAACUGCUGCAUUGGUUCCGUCAACCAGGCCGCCUGUAUGUCGAUGGGUCACUCCUGGUACUCGGCCUUCCUCUUGCUCCUUACCACCCUCCCUUUCUUCCUGUCCACCUGGGAGGAGUACCACACUGGAGUCCUCUACCUCGGAUAUGUCAACGGUCCCACCGAGGGUCUUAUCCUUGCCUGCCUCGUUAUGGCGGUCUCUGGCUUUAUGGGGCCUCUCUUCUGGAGAUCUAACGCCGUCGCGCUCUUUGGCACCGGUUUUGGCAUCAUCCCCGACGACUGGAUUCUCUUGGACCUCAUGGUUGCCGGUAUGACCAUCCUCAUGGUUGUCGGUCACAUUCCCCCUUGCUUGAUUGCUGUGUACAAGUCAUGCAAGGAGCAGAACAAGUCGGUCAUUGCUGCCUACUCUGAGCUUUUGCCUAUGUCAUUGUUCCUUGUCAGCGCCUAUGCCUGGCUCUCGUCUCCUUACUCGUACAUCUUCCAGGAGCAGCACUUUAUCCUCUUUGCUGUCACCAUCGGCAUUGUCUUUGGUCGCAUGGCCACCAAAAUCAUCUUGGCCCACGUCACUAAGAGCGCCUUCCCUUACUUCACCGUCCAGUUGAUUCCCCUCAUCUUUGGAGCCUUCAUCACCAACGCCCCAGUGCUGUUCGGAUGGGACCCCAUCUUCACCGCGGAAACCGAGUACUACUUCCUUUGGGCCUACUUCAUCUUUGUCGCAGUCGCCUAUGCCCAAUGGGCCGUUGUUGUCAUUGACAGGUUCUGCACCUACCUUGGCAUCAAGUGCCUGUCUAUUCCCAGACCCAAAGCGCAGCAAUCUGAGGAAGAAGAGGGACUCAUCGGAAGCGCUCCCCGCAACCACCAGGAUUAA
Messenger RNA from Linnemannia hyalina, 1263 nucleotides. Lineage: Eukaryota; Fungi; Mortierellomycota; Mortierellomycetes; Mortierellales; Mortierellaceae. The record is from the annotation of a GenBank genome assembly.